Salarias fasciatus (jewelled blenny) is the source of this 2751-nucleotide messenger RNA. It is a transcript of the gene cbfa2t2, whose product is annotated as CBFA2/RUNX1 partner transcriptional co-repressor 2. Lineage: Eukaryota; Metazoa; Chordata; Actinopteri; Blenniiformes; Blenniidae. Gene Ontology annotation, cellular component: nucleus. Bases 588 to 2387 code for a protein of 599 amino acids. The transcript has 11 exons. Gene Ontology annotation, biological process: negative regulation of DNA-templated transcription; DNA-templated transcription. The record is from RefSeq and is a predicted model, not a curated record. Gene Ontology annotation, molecular function: transcription corepressor activity.
GGGAGGAGGGGGGGCCUGUGACGUUGCCGGAGCCCUCGGCCCAUGAAAGCAGAGAGGAGGACGGUGUGUGGGAAAAUAGAGGAGGAGCCUGAACCGAAAGAGAGAGAGAGAGACGGGGAGGGUGGGAAGCUCAGAGCUUGAGAGAGCAAGCGUGAGAGAGGACGCAAACUCAAUGAGAGAAGCCCAGAGGGAGCGUUUCAGUACGGCAGCAGAGGCAAGACAACCUGAGAGAUACUGAGAGCGAUCGGCAGAGACAGAGCUUCACGUGAGCGUACCCAGCACAACAAAGACAGAAGGAAAGUAAGCGAGAGUGUGUGUGAGUGCGUAGUGCAGCGUUUGUUGGUCUGCUGCUCGGUUAUCUGUCUCCAUCUGGGUGCCAUCUGUGUCUCUGGCUCUGGCCUUCGCCACACUGGAGCUCACAUAUGUGGGAAUGCAAACACAUGCCUGACAUAUGAAGGCGAGGAGUCAAAGAAAAGGACAAAAAUCAAGGAAACCGAAAAACCCUGGCCACUGCAACUGACUCUCUGGAAGGACUGAAGAGUGGACUCUACUAGAGAGGAGACAGUAGAGAGAAGAAGAGCCCUGCCAUGCCCGGUUCUCCUGUGGAUGCUAAGACUCAUUCCAGAUCAGCCCCCAGCAGCAGCGCCAGCUCCACAAUGCCCCCCCUCCCCUCCGUCAACCCCAGUGGUCCUCGCCCGGCGUCUUUCUCCACCACAGCACUGACCAACGGGAAUCAUCAUUCCCCUCCGACCCUAAACGCAGUGCCGUCACCGCCGCAGCGCUACAGCAACGGGCCGUCCUCCUCCUCCUCGUCAUCGCUGGCGAACCAGCAGCUGCCGGCCACCUGUGGGGCUCGCCAGCUGAGCAAGCUGAAACGUUUCCUGACCACGCUGCAGCAGUUUGGCAACGACAUUUCCCCCGAGAUGGGAGACAGCGUUCGGAGCCUGGUCCUGGCCCUCGUGAAUUCGACGGUAACCAUCGAGGAAUUUCACUCUCGGCUUCACGAGGCCACAAACUUCCCCUUACGACCGUUCGUUAUUCCAUUUCUCAAGGCCAAUCUCCCCCUCUUACAGCGGGAGCUGCUCCAUUGUGCGAGGGCAGCCAAGCAGACCCCAGCUCAGUACUUGUCCCAGCAUGAGCACCUCCUCCUGAGCACCUCCUCCCUGGCCUCCUCUCCAGACUCCUCCGAGCUGCUGAUGGAUCCUCCUGAGACGGGGACUAAGAGACACAGCCCCAGCAGGGCCAAAGAGAAUGGUUUCCAUGAGCGACCACCGGUAACCAUGGAGCCCGCCUCCAAGCGGAUCUGCACCAUCAGCCCCGCGCCCCGACACAGCCCCGCCCACCCGCUGCCCCUCAGCGCCCAGCUCCACCCGACCCCUCCGCCCCUGCAGCACUACGCUCUGGACGACAUCGCAGCGCCGCACAUCUUACACCGGGAGCACAGCCAGCGCGUGCUGGAGAUCCGCGAGCUCAAAGACCGGCCCCGGCUGCCCGGCACUAAUGGGGGCUACCGCGAGGAGCCGGUUGACCACAGACUGACAGACCGAGAGUGGGCUGAUGAAUGGAGGCAUCUGGAUCAUGUGUUGAACUGCAUUGUGGACAUGGUUGAGAAGACACGGAGGUCAGUGAGCGUGCUCAGACGGUGUCAGGAAUCCGACCGCGAGGAGCUCAACUACUGGAGACGCCGCUCCAGCGAGCAGGAAGACCCACGCAAAGGAGGCUCGGCCUCCACUCCGUUCUCCAAGACACACAGUCCCCACUCCGCAGAGUCAGAAUCCCAGCGUGAUUUUGUGCCGCGGCCAGGCUCAGCAUACGUCACAGAUGAAAUCUGGAGGAAAGCUGAAGAAGCGGUGAACGAGGUCAAGCGUCAGGCCAUGGACGAGGUUCAGAAGGCCGUGGCCGAGGCCGAGCAGAAAGCCUUCGAGAUGAUCGCGUCCGAGCGGGCGAAGAUGGAGAAGACUCUGGCUGAGGCGAAGAGGAAAGCUCAGGAGGACGCCAUCAUGGUCAUCAACGAGCAGGAGGACUCCAGCGAGUGUUGCUGGAACUGCGGUCGCAAAGCCAGCGAGACGUGCAGCGGCUGCAACGCCGCUCGCUACUGCGGCUCCUUCUGCCAGCACAAAGAUUGGGAGAGACAUCACCUCAUCUGCAGCCCGGGACUCCAGGCUCAGCCCAAACCCGUUUCUGCCAUUACUGCAAGUAGGGCAGCAGCAGCAGCCGCCGCCACAGCAGCGGCGGCGGCCGGAGUGUCUCCCGUCGGCCUGGCUGGGGUCAAAGCUCCAGACAGCGUGCCUUCCAUCUCCAGUCCAGGUGGAGAGAAGACUUCGGUCGCCUCCCGAUCCUCCACUCCCUCCACCCCCGCCUCCGCCCCCGAGACCAACGGACACUGAGAGGCGAGGCGCUUCAGCGUCGCCUCCGCUCCCGGUUAACCGGGACAGUCCGACUCAGCAGCAUGAGGAAACUAUUUGUGGGUUAAGUUAGGAUAACAGAUUUUUCAUCAUACACUUUGGCAGACAAAAGAGGACAGAUUAAGGAUGACUGUUUGAGUGAUAUGUCAACUGGGACUCUGGCUUUGGCAAGGAACAGGAGGACUCGUCUCGAAACGCAUCUAUUGGACGAACAGAUCUCCCUAACAGAUGGAAACGUGUUUCUCAUCCUUCCAAAACCCCAAAUGUUGGAUCUGUGCGUAGAGGGGAGAGAAAAAGAAAAAAAAAAAGAAAGAGAGAUGAUGAUUGAUCUUGGUUUAUCUCUGGC